Messenger RNA from Cyprinodon variegatus (sheepshead minnow), 2943 nucleotides. RefSeq names its product zinc finger protein 384-like (gene znf384a). Gene Ontology annotation, cellular component: chromosome. The transcript is spliced from 11 exons. The record is from RefSeq and is a predicted model, not a curated record. Gene Ontology annotation, molecular function: RNA polymerase II cis-regulatory region sequence-specific DNA binding; DNA-binding transcription factor activity; chromatin insulator sequence binding. Gene Ontology annotation, biological process: regulation of transcription by RNA polymerase II. The coding region runs from base 96 to 1982 and encodes 628 amino acids. Lineage: Eukaryota; Metazoa; Chordata; Actinopteri; Cyprinodontiformes; Cyprinodontidae.
UUUUUUUUUUUUUUUUAUUCGACACUUUUUUUUCUUUUUUUUUAUUUUCUCUGAGAGAGAUGAGCAGGGAGUGAGGAAUGGAGGCGUAGGGACGGAUGAUGUUUGUGUUCUCAGGUCAAACCUUUGAACACAGCCAGGCCUCUAGUUUUAGCUUGAGUGAACAAGCCAACGAACAAAAGGAGAAAAUUAAUGGAGAAAUAAUGGACGAUUCCCAUUUCAACUCAUCAUACUUUUGGUCUCCCGUCCCCACUGUACAAGGACAGAUUGAGAACGCCAUGUUCCUCAACAAGACUAAGGAUCAGCUGGGUCAGGACAAGGCCAACGCAUCUCCCUUCCCUCACUCCUCUACGUCUUCCACCUCAUCCCCUCACUACCCCACCGCUGUGCUCGCCAUCCCGGGUUCAGUGGACGCGGGGCCUGGGGUGCGGGUGGUCCCCAAACAGGAAGGAGGUGGCAACACGUCAGGAGGAGGGGGGGGCAACAGCGGUAAUGGAAGCUUGAGUGGAGUCGGGGGACAUCUGCACCAGUCACACACCUCCCAGAACGUCACGGUCGUGCCUGUUCCCUCCACUGGGAUCAUGACCGCAGCGGGGUUAGUGAUCACCACCCCUCAAGGCACUCUGGUACCAACUGCCUCCACGCAGUCAUUUGUGAGCGGACCCCACACUGCUACCACCAUGAUAGUGUCUGCUGUGCACCCUUCAAACACAGAUAAAAAGGAUGAUGUUGGUCUUCCUCCAGCCAUCGUCAUGCAGACCCCGUCAAAACGGGGCAGGAAGAGCAAACAGGCGAUGAGCAGAGUCAGCGGGAUUCUCCCUCCAGGAAGUGAUGCGUUAAUUUUAGCUCAUCUUGCUGCUGGUGGACAGCACCACUCUGCUGACCCUUAUGAUCUAUCAAAUGAUGAAGAUGAUCAUACCAGUAAAGAUGGACCCAAGUCCUACAGGUGUCGGAUGUGUGCAGUGACGUUCUUCAGCAAGUCCGACAUGCAGAUCCACGCCAAGUCCCACACUGAGGCCAAGCCCCACAAGUGCCCCCACUGCUCCAAGUCGUUUGCCAACUCCAGCUACCUGUCCCAGCACAUCCGUAUCCACAGCGGGGCCAAGCCCUACUCCUGCACCUACUGCCAGAAAACAUUCAGGCAGCUCAGUCACCUACAGCAGCACACACGAAACCACACUGAGGCCAAGCCCCACAAGUGCCCCCACUGCUCCAAGUCGUUUGCCAACUCCAGCUACCUGUCUCAGCACAUCCGCAUCCACACGGGGGCCAAGCCCUACACCUGCUCCUACUGCCAGAAAACAUUCAGGCAGCUCAGUCACCUACAGCAGCACACACGAAUCCAUACUGGUGACCGACCUUACAAGUGUAACCAUCCGGGCUGUGAAAAAGCCUUCACUCAGCUGUCCAACCUACAGUCUCACCGUCGGCAGCACAACAAAGAUAAGCCCUUCAAGUGUCACAACUGUAACCGUGGUUACACAGACGCUGCCAGUCUGGAAGUACACCUGUCUACGCACACCGUCAAACAUGCCAAGCUGUACUCCUGCGGCCUCUGCAACAGAUCUUACACAUCGGAGACGUAUCUAAUGAAACACAUGCGGAAGCACAACCCCGACCCGCUGACUGUGGCAGCAACAGUAGCUGCCCAGCAGGCCCAGGGCCUCACCCCGGGAGGAGGGGGCCGGGGCCGAGGCCGCGGUCGAGGCAGAGGCGGCGGCAGAGGAAGCCAGCUUCAGAACCAGAACAACCCAAACAACACCAAUCAGAACCAGAAUCCUGGACCCCCAGGCAGCUACCAGGCGACCCAGCAACCCUCUGAAGGCGUGGUUCCCUGUCCAUUUGAUCUGCACCAGUAUAAAACGGUGUCGGCCAGUGAGAUUCAGUACAAACCAGUCGCUGUUGGCGACCUGCCGGUGACCCAUAAGGACCUCUGUCUAACCGUGUCCACGUCAGCCAUCCAGGUGGAGCACAUGAACUCGUAGGCCGCGUCCUCCGGCUCCGUUUAGGACAUUACUAAUAAUCUGCAGUGUAAAAAGCUCCAUUUGAUUCAGCGUCAUUCAUCUUUACAGUCUUCUUCAAACUAAAAAAAAAACAAAGACACGGCUAUGAAAGGAGAAACUGUUACCAUCCUCAUCAGCCAUCCGGCUCUGACACCGACUCCAGCAGGGCCGUGCUUAUAUUCACUGUCAAGUAGCUCUGAAGGACGUUUAGAAAGGGAUCAGUGAGAUAUUGCAAAACAAUCAAAGAAACAAGCUUAGAUCACCAGAUUCUGGAGCUUUAAUACUGAGAUCAGCUUAAAGAUCCGUGCUUGGAUUACAGAUAAUCUACAAAGUGUUGAUUUAAGGAACCUCAAAGUGAGAACGCUGGUUUGGGGUUCGGACAUUUCAUGUCUCAAAAAGUUGGUUUUGAAUCAACAGCCCUGCUCAAAAAUACGAUUUGGAGAUCACAGUAAAUUAUCUGUAAAAUCAAAGAUGAUUCAACCUGAUUUCUUUACAGUAAGGUAACUUUGUUGGUAUUCAGAUUAAAUCCCCUUAAAAAAAAAAAAAGCUCCGGCAAUUUGGCAAAGCCAACACAAGGAAGAGUGAAAAAAGAUUUUGAGAACCGGCACCAAAAUGGAACCACUUAAUUAAUCUGAACGCUGAAGAAAACAUUUCAUUGAAUUAAGGAGAAAUUAUCUAUAAGUGAGGAAACUCUCCAUCCAAAUUUCAAAGGAUUCAUUCUCAAAUCGUAGUCAUGUUCUCCUUAAACUCACAUCAGAGGAUCGGGGACUUAAGGAACCGUUUUGUCCGGAACAAAAGAAGUUCUACAAGAAUGUAGUAAACGUGAGGAAUCCGCAGCAGAGCGACACGUUGGAGAAAAGCAGGACGGUGGAGUCCUACAGAAAGCACUUGAUGAAGCUCGUACUUCACGCCUAUGUUUGUCAUUGUUUGUCUUUUUUUUUUU